Cladophialophora yegresii CBS 114405 is the source of this 246-nucleotide messenger RNA. RefSeq lists its product as uncharacterized. Lineage: Eukaryota; Fungi; Ascomycota; Eurotiomycetes; Chaetothyriales; Herpotrichiellaceae. The record is from RefSeq and is a predicted model, not a curated record. The transcript has a single exon. Bases 1 to 246 code for a protein of 81 amino acids.
AUGAUCAGACAGCCUAACAGACCGCUCCCUCUCCAGCUCCUCCGCAGCCCAGCCUUCCAUCGCGGCGUCCAGCGAGUCCACAAGAAAGUCCAUGAAUUACAACAUGGCAAGCCCCCCGAAUACUACGGCGGCACGCAUAUCGAUCCCCAAGAAGCCGCCGAUGGCGGUGCAAAGAACUUCUUCAAACUUUUCUGGGAAGAGUUAAAAACAGGACAUAAGCCAGAACCGCCACCACCGAAGAAAUAG